AUGGAUAAAAAUUCUAAUGUUGCAUCAUCGAAUCCAGUCGAAAAGGCAAGAGAAGAGUCUAUUAAAUGCAAAAUUUGCGGUGCGCCAGCGGAGCAUUCGAACUAUGGCGCGGUAUCAUGUUCACCAUGCAAAAUGUUUUUUCGGCGAAAUGCUAUUACUGGACAACUUAAAUUCAAAUGUGACUCGGACGAAGACUGCGAAGUUAAUGUAAAUAAUCGUCACGUAUGCUCCGCAUGUCGAUUAGCAAAAUGUUUUGCCAAUGGAAUGCAAUCGGAACUGAUUCGAUCUUCUCUGUCAAAGAAAACUGUAUCGAAAGAAAAAGCAAAUCCCACCACUGAAACGAUCACUGAAACGUCGAAUAUCCUUACAAGAUCUGAAGAAGAAAACCAGUUGCAACAAUUUCCAACUAGGAAUCUUUUACAAUUACAACCGGUUGGUUCGCCAUUGUACUCAGUACAGUGGACAGUUCUAUCAAGUUUGAUAUAUUGUUACAAUGAGAGUAAAAUUUUAUCCCUAGCUCGUCAAAUUUCCACUGAAAGCACUGUUGCACAAAGCAGUGCAACGUUAUCAACGCAACUGUUCUCAGAAGUAUAUCAAGCGGCUGAAAAUUAUCUUCGUUCGAAUCGAAAUUAUGCACAAUUGUCGUACGACGAUCGAGCCGGCUUUCUUCGUAUGGCUGCCGAAAGCACGACGUGGUCUGGUCUGAUAUUCAUUUGGAAACAAUGCCAACUUUCCAAUUGUCCAUCAUUUGUAACCUAUUUUCAAAAUUACUACGGUCAAAAUGCACUGAAUUUAGUCGAACAUGUUUUAAAAUAUAUGGAAACCGACGUUGUGAUUUUCAAGCUAGGUUUGUCCCUAUUUACUUUUUGUAACAAUCUUUUACUAGUUCCUUCAACAAUGGUUGUUAAACCAGCAAGCACGCUUACGACUUUUCGGAUUCAAAACAAUAACGCCGAGAUUACAUGGAAAUAUCUUUUGUUUAAAUACGGCCUUCAAUUGUCAGUUCGACGAUUUCUCAAUUUAAUCAAAUGUUUUCUAUCGACCAUUGAAACCAUGUAUGAGGCGCAAAGUAUACCGGUGCAUGUGAACGCCGUGGAAGCCGUAGUCGAACGAGUGGAACUAGCGUUUAUCUUAGAUGAUAUUGGAUAUAUUAAUGAUACUCGAGCUGAUCCAUGA
Molecule: messenger RNA, 1176 nt
Organism: Adineta ricciae
Lineage: Eukaryota; Metazoa; Rotifera; Eurotatoria; Adinetida; Adinetidae
Source: the annotation of a GenBank genome assembly